Molecule: messenger RNA, 981 nt
Organism: Phytomonas sp. Hart1
Lineage: Eukaryota; Euglenozoa; Kinetoplastea; Trypanosomatida; Trypanosomatidae
Source: the annotation of a GenBank genome assembly
GGCUUAGAUUAAUAUAACUGAAGAAGAAAAUACUAGUACGAAAUAAAUUUAUUACCUUAAUACCGAAACGGCGACAUGUCGAGCAAAGGUGGUCAAAAUCGCGUAAAAUUAGAGGUUUCCUUCGCUACAUUUUGUAAUGACGACCUUUUUAUCAGCAAUAUACUCGAGCCAAAGAAUGCAACGCCGUCGUUCGUACUUACAACUGGUUGCUUUCCGCAUGAGAUUAUCUUCGAUACUUGUGCAAGCAGAGCGGACAUCUCUUCUGUGCGCUUUAUACUCCAGGAUGCAAAAGACAUCAUUCUAGAGAGCAGCACUCAAAAUCAUGGCUCCUUUACCCCCCUCCUAGAACGUACGCUGGAACGCGGCACUCUGAUAGAAUGUAAGCAUAAACGCCCAACCGAUGAGCCACAAGAUUUGAGCUCGAGCCUCAGCAGCAGGAAACUGCCUUUCAACGGGGAAACCGCCGAGACAGCGAUUGUUUAUGGCAUCCAGACUGAGGUUGUGGAUCUAGAUCCUCAAACCAAUGGCAAAGGAAUUCAAGCGCUACGACUGCGUAUUCUCUCGGGGUACUCUGAUUUUGUUGGUAUUUUUCAGUUUCAAGUGUUGGGAGAGGAGUCAGAGCAACGUAUAGCUGUUGUUGAAAGCAAACCGGAGUUCACCCUGUAAGCAAAUCAAACGGAGUGUGGAAGGAAGGUGUGAGAGGAGACAAACUGCAGCAAAAAGGUAUGGAUUAUUUAACAACUUCGGAAAGAAAGCGCGCCAAAGACAGAAAAAGAAUAUUUCUUUAGUAGACUUUUGGGACCAUUAUUGACUUCUCCUUUAUUCUGUUUUCACUGACAAUGUUUUUUCCACGUAUUUAUUCUUCUGGUAAUGUGAAUUUCUAAGAGGUGCACACAUGUAGAGUUUCUUUUUGUUUUCAUUUUUUGUCUCUUUAUUAGCACCUUCUUUUAUAUGUGGCAUUAGGCUUGAGUUUUGUGUAUA